Messenger RNA from Polychytrium aggregatum, 1321 nucleotides. RefSeq lists its product as uncharacterized. Gene Ontology annotation, biological process: carbohydrate metabolic process; pentose-phosphate shunt, non-oxidative branch; pentose-phosphate shunt. Gene Ontology annotation, molecular function: transaldolase activity. NCBI's taxonomy places the organism in Eukaryota, Fungi, Chytridiomycota, Chytridiomycetes, Polychytriales. The record is from RefSeq and is a predicted model, not a curated record. The transcript is spliced from 8 exons. Gene Ontology annotation, cellular component: cytoplasm; intracellular anatomical structure. The coding region runs from base 98 to 1063 and encodes 321 amino acids.
CGCGCUUGCGCCCUGGUCUUGAUCCCGAUCCUUGCGUUUGAUCCCCCCCAUCGCUCUCAACCCGCUUGCCCGAUCGUCAUCUGUCCUUCUCGCCGCCAUGUCUACCGCCCUCGACCAUCUCAAGAAGCACACUACCGUCGUCGCCGACACUGGUGACUUUGAAGCCAUCGCUGCCUACAAGCCCCAGGAUGCCACCACCAACCCCUCGCUCAUCCUGGCCGCCACCCAGAAGCCCCAGUACGCUCGGCUCGUUGACGAGGCUGUCGCGUACGGCAAGGCCAAGAGCAGCAACCACCAUGACCAGCUCGAGUGGGCCCUGGACAAGCUGCUCGUCAACUUUGGUGUCGAGAUUCUCAAGGUCGUCCCCGGCCGCGUUUCCACCGAGGUUGACGCUCGUCUCUCGUUCGAUAAGGACGCCACCAUUGCCAAGGCCCGCCGCAUCAUCGAUCUGUACAAGGAAGUCGGCGUCGACAAGACCCGUGUCCUGAUCAAGAUCGCCUCUACCUGGGAGGGUAUCCAGGCUGCCCGCGAGCUUGAGGCUCAGUACGGCAUCCACUGCAACCUGACUCUUCUGUUCAGCUUCCCCCAGGCCGUUGCCUGUGCCGAGGCUGGCGUCACCCUGAUCUCGCCCUUCGUCGGCCGCAUCCUUGACUGGUACAAGAAGAGCACUGGCGAGAACUACACCUCGGCCCAGGACCCUGGCGUCCUCUCUGUCCAGCGCAUCUACAACUACUACCGCAAGUACGACUACAAGACCAUCGUCAUGGGUGCCUCCUUCCGCAACGUUGGCGAGAUUGAGGAGCUCACCGGCAUCGACUUCUUGACCAUCUCGCCCGGCCUGCUCCAAGAGCUCCAGUCGAGCAACAAGGCUCUUGAGCCCAGACUCUCGGCCGCUACUGCCAAGAGCCAGGAUAUCCCCAAGGUCACCUACGACGAGAAGCGCUUCCGCUGGGAGCUCAAUGAGGACGCCAUGGCCACUGAGAAGCUCGCCGAGGGCAUCCGCAACUUUGCCAAGGACGGCAAGAAGCUCGAGGACCUGCUCCGCCAGAAGAUCUCUGCUUGAGCGACGACAGAAACGGCUGCUGUCUCAGUUGUGGAUGGACGUUGCUGAACAGCAAACUCGCCGACAGCCCCAGAGUCGAGCUAUGGAGUGAAACGGCACAGCUGACUUGUAGUUAGACCGGGACAGUUGGAGACGCGGAGCAACCCCAACGCAUGCAACCGAACAACAGCCCUGUUUUGCAACUGCAGCGCACUUUUCCGGAUUUUGAAUACACCCAUGUCCAUCAAUCGGCGUGCUCUGUCUGUGCUGUGAUGCUGC